AUGCUAGCCUCAACAUCAAGGCUUCCAGCUUCAACGCUGAGGUCGUCUUCGAAGCCAUUGCUAUCACAAGCAGCCCGCAACAACGCCGCUCCUGCCACACAGAUCGCCUCUUUACCUCCAACACACAUCGCCAUCGCUCGAAAAACGCUUUCGACGAGCACAAUAGCGACGAACAGUUCAGAUGCCGCUCCAUCUUCCUCAUCGACCAGAACAGCGCCACCCGCAUCUGCACAGCUCUCACCGCUGCAGUCGCCGCACUCGUACCUCUUGGAAGAACUGGCCAAGCGCGACCACCCUUCAUACUUGGCGCACCACUUCUAUCCCAAACACCUGCAGACGCAUUUCGCUGCGAUCCGAACGUUCAAUGUCGAAAUCGCCGGACUCAAGGAUACCGUAUCGAACGAGCUGCUCGGUCGGAUGAGGAUGGGGUGGUGGAGGGACGCUGUGCAGGGAGCAUACCACAACCGUCCUGCCAAGCACCCGGUCGUCCUCGCAUUGCGCGAUGCGUUCCAAGACCCGGCUGUGCGGGACAAUGCAGCGGGCGGGCUGAUGCUGGACCACUUUCUGCGCAUCAUCGACGUGCGCGAAGCCGAUCUGGCGGACGACUUCCUGGCGCCGUCGCUUGAAUCGCUCGAGUCGUAUGCAGAAAGCACAUCGUCGCGCCUGCUGUACCUCUCGCUCAACCUGCUCGGCGUACGCAGCGACGUGGUCGACGAACUCUUCUCCCACCUCGGCAAAGUCUCGGGCCUCAGCCUCGCCAUCUCCAGCAUCCCCUAUCACACACACCCGCCCGCGCACAUGCGCAACUCGAUCACAAAGGGCGCCCGCAAACUCGUCCUCCCGCGCGAAUUCGUACACGACCACGCCGUCGUGGAGGAGGACGUCUUCCGCAAUGGUCCCGAAGCAAAAGGCUUCCGGGAUGCCGUGUUUGCGCUCGCGACGCGUGCGAACGACUACCUCAUCACCGCCCGCAAGAUUGUCGCAGAAGAGUUCAACGGCAAGCUACCCACCGCUGUCGUGCCGCCUCUGGUGGGCGUUGUGCCGGCGAGGUCGUACCUGGAGCGACUCGAGAAGGCCGAUUUCAACCCGUACGACGCAUCGCUGCAGAGCGGAAAGCAUUGGAGGCUGCCGUGGGAUAUGUGGCGGGCUAGUCGCAAACGCACCAUCUAA
Molecule: messenger RNA, 1170 nt
Organism: Sporisorium graminicola
Lineage: Eukaryota; Fungi; Basidiomycota; Ustilaginomycetes; Ustilaginales; Ustilaginaceae
Exons: 1
Coding region: 1-1170 (389 amino acids)
Biological process (GO): biosynthetic process; mitochondrial respiratory chain complex I assembly
Cellular component (GO): mitochondrion
Source: RefSeq, a predicted model, not a curated record